Herpailurus yagouaroundi (jaguarundi) is the source of this 3043-nucleotide messenger RNA. It is a transcript of the gene RFX6, whose product is annotated as regulatory factor X6. The transcript is spliced from 19 exons. NCBI's taxonomy places the organism in Eukaryota, Metazoa, Chordata, Mammalia, Carnivora, Felidae. The record is from RefSeq and is a predicted model, not a curated record. Gene Ontology annotation, biological process: regulation of transcription by RNA polymerase II. Gene Ontology annotation, molecular function: RNA polymerase II cis-regulatory region sequence-specific DNA binding; DNA-binding transcription factor activity, RNA polymerase II-specific. Bases 1 to 2787 code for a protein of 928 amino acids.
AUGGCCAGGGUCCCGGAGCUGGACGACACCUUCCUGCAGGCGCAGGCGCAGCCUUCGCCCCAAGUUUCCCCCGAGGCCCAGGAGGAGUGCUGUGGGCCGCUCCUGGGCAAGGGCUUGCUCAUUUACCCCGAGGAAAGGGUGUACCUGGCGGCGGCGGCCGGCGGCGCGCUGGGCAGCGCGGAGAGAGGGGAAGACCCGGAGCUGCCGGCGGGAGUUAAAUCGGAAAUGCGUUUAAGCAAUGGUAACGUUUCCUCGGAAGAAGAGGAUGCAGACAGUCACGACAGCAAAACCAAAGCAGCCGAUCUACACCUCUCUCAGAAGAAAACCGUCACGCAGAUGAUGAAGGAUAAAAAGAAGCAGACUCAGCUCACCCUGCAGUGGCUUGAAGAGAAUUACAUUGUGUGUGAGGGAGUUUGCUUACCACGGUGCAUCCUUUAUGCGCACUAUUUAGAUUUCUGCAGGAAAGAGAAAUUGGAGCCAGCCUGUGCAGCCACCUUUGGAAAGACAAUUCGCCAGAAAUUCCCCCUCUUAACGACUCGGCGACUUGGAACAAGAGGCCAUUCAAAGUAUCAUUAUUAUGGGAUUGGCAUCAAAGAGAGCAGUGCCUAUUACCACUCCGUUUAUUCUGGAAAGGGCCUGACAAGGUUUUCUGGAAGCAAGCUGAAGAAUGAGGGUGGCUUCACUCGUAAAUACUCACUAAGUUCAAAAACUGGAACACUUCUUCCAGAAUUCCCCAGUGCUCAACACCUUGUGUACCAGGGAUGCAUUUCUAAAGACAAGGUUGAUACCCUCAUAAUGAUGUAUAAAACUCACUGCCAGUGCAUCCUGGACAAUGCAAUUAAUGGAAACUUUGAAGAGAUCCAGCAUUUCUUAUUACACUUUUGGCAAGGAAUGCCUGAUCAUCUUCUUCCCCUGCUUGAAAACCCUGUUAUCAUUGACAUUUUCUGUGUUUGUGACUCAAUUCUUUAUAAGGUUCUUACAGAUGUACUCAUUCCUGCAACAAUGCAAGAAAUGCCUGAAAGCUUAUUAGCAGAUAUAAGAAAUUUUGCUAAAAAUUGGGAACAGUGGGUUGUUUCAUCUUUGGAAAACUUGCCAGAAGCUCUAACUGACAAGAAGAUACCUAUCGUGCGAAGAUUUGUAUCUUCUCUGAAACGGCAAACAUCUUUCUUACACCUUGCUCAGAUUGCCAGACCAGCUCUCUUCGACCAGCAUGUUGUGAAUUCUAUGGUAUCUGAUAUUGAAAAGGUUGACUUGAAUAGUAUUGGAUCGCAGGCCCUUCUCACCAUUUCUGGCAGCACAGACACUGAAUCAGAUAUCUACACUGAACAUGAUUCUAUCACAGUGUUCCAAGAACUGAAAGAUCUUCUUAAGAAGAAUGCCACCGUGGAGGCUUUUAUUGAAUGGUUGGAUACCGUGGUAGAGCAGAGAGUUAUUAAGACCAGCAAACAAAAUGGAAGAUCAUUAAAGAAGAGGGCUCAAGACUUUCUGCUCAAGUGGAGUUUUUUUGGUGCUCGAGUAAUGCAUAACCUCACCUUGAACAAUGCAUCCAGUUUUGGUUCUUUCCAUUUGAUCCGAAUGCUUCUUGAUGAAUACAUUCUCCUUGCCAUGGAGACCCAGUUCAAUAAUGACAAAGAGCAGGAGUUACAGAAUUUAUUGGACAAGUAUAUGAAGAAUUCAGAUGCAAGUAAAGCUGCCUUCACUGCUUCUCCGAGUUCUUGCUUUCUGGCCAACCGUAAUAAAGGGAGCACUGUUUCCAGUGACACUGUGAAGAAUGAAAGCCAUGUGGAAACACCCUAUCUUCCUCUAUCAUCCAGUCAUCCUGGAGGCUUACCCUCUGCUCUACACCCAUUUCCUGCUGGGAAUCCAGACACCAUGCCGCUCACAGGUCAAAUGGACCUUUCCCAGAACACUGGUCAUCUGAUGACACCACCCAUUUCUCCAGCCAUGGCGAGCCGAGGAAGCGUCAUUAACCAGGGACCAAUGGCAGGAAGACCUCAAAGUGUGGGCCCAGUCUUGUCAGCUCCACCCCACUGCUCAACAUUCCCAGAGCCCAUUUAUCCAACUCAUCCUCAAACCAGCCAUGACUUUUAUGGGACCAACUCUAACUAUCAGACUGUGUUUAGGGCACAGCCUCACCCCCCAUCAGGAGUCUAUCCUCAUCGCCCAGAGCAUGGUCGAUGCAUGGCCUGGAGUGAACAGCAGCUUUCUAGAGACUUCUUCAGUGGCAGCUGUGCUGGGUCUCCAUAUAAUUCUCGACCACCUUCCAGCUACGGACCAUCCUCACACAGCCAAGAUUCACACAGUAUGCAGUUUUUAAAUACAGGAAGCUUCAAUUUCCUGAGCAAUGCGGGCGCUGCCAGCUGCCAAGGAGCAACAUUGCCUCCUAAUUCACCGAAUGGAUACUAUGGAAGCAACAUAAACUACCCAGAGUCUCACAGACUCGGAUCGAUGGUGAACCAACAUGUUUCUGUCAUCAGCAGUGUUCGCUCACUGCCUCCCUACAGUGACAUCCACGAUCCACUUAACAUUUUAGAUGACAAUAGUAGAAAGCAGACCAGCUCAUUUUACGCAGACACAUCACCAUCAGUUGCGUGUCGAACUCCAGUAGUAGCAACCAGCUUGCAAACCCCAAUUCCUUCCUCCACAUCCCAAUGUAUGUAUGGAGCUUCCAAUCAGUAUCCAGCUCAAGAGACCUUGGAUUCCCAUGGAGCAAAUGGUAGAGAAAUGGUGUCCUCUUUACCACCCAUCAACACUGUGUUCAUGGGAACAGCAGCUGGAGGCACUUAAACCAACAAUGUUGAGUGAGGAUUGAAACUAAGAAUCUCUACUGCUCAAAUAUUGUUCAUUCAGAUUGCCAUCAGGGUAAAGAAAAUGGAAUAUACAGUGGCAGGACAUUGUUUUCAAGUCACUGGUACAAAACUAUGGACAACUCCAUAAUGAAUGGAGAUACUUGCAGACUUUGCCUUGCACACAAAUUGUUUAAAAUGUGAUCUUGUUAUUAAUUAUAGUUUCAAACAUUAUCAAAUUGAACCACUGGAGCUUU